AUGUACCUGAUCACUGUGUUUGGAAACUUGCUCAUCAUCCUGGCUGUCAGCUCAGACUGCCACCUCCGCACCCCCAUGUACUUCUUCCUCUCCAACCUGUCCUUUGUAGACAUCUGCUUCACCUCCACCACCAUCCCAAAGAUGCUGUGGAACAUCCAGACACAGAGCAAAGUCAUAACCUAUGAAGGCUGCAUCGCCCAGGUGUAUUUUUUCACACUCUUUGCAGGACUUGACAUCUUGCUCCUAACAGUGAUGGCCUAUGAUCGCUUCAUGGCCAUCUGCCACCCCCUGCACUACACGGUCACCAUGAACCCCCAGAUCUGUGGACUGCUGGUGCUGGUGUCCUGGGUCAUCAUCUCCUUAUUUUAUUGUACAGGUUUAGGAGUGUACCUCAGCUCUGCUGGUACCCACAGCUUCCACUCAAGUGCAACAGCCUCGGUGAUGUACACUGUGGUCACACCCAUGCUGAACCCCUUCAUCUAUAGUCUGAGAAAUACAGACUUAAAGAAGGGUCUGAAAAAACUCUUUGGAAAGAGCUUCAGUCUCCGUCAUCAACCAUCCAGGAAGGGAUUCAGACUUCUGCCCAGAGAACUACCUCUCAGAGUUCCCAUGCUGGUGAGUCCAAGAGCCCAAAAGACACUGCAGGAACAGGUCACAAAGAAUGAAAAUCAAGAAUAUUUACCUGAGGACACGUGA
Budorcas taxicolor (takin) is the source of this 696-nucleotide messenger RNA. RefSeq names its product olfactory receptor 7A17-like. The record is from RefSeq and is a predicted model, not a curated record. Gene Ontology annotation, molecular function: olfactory receptor activity; G protein-coupled receptor activity. NCBI's taxonomy places the organism in Eukaryota, Metazoa, Chordata, Mammalia, Artiodactyla, Bovidae. Bases 1 to 696 code for a protein of 231 amino acids. The transcript is spliced from 3 exons. Gene Ontology annotation, biological process: G protein-coupled receptor signaling pathway. Gene Ontology annotation, cellular component: membrane.